Molecule: messenger RNA, 6374 nt
Organism: Dendronephthya gigantea
Lineage: Eukaryota; Metazoa; Cnidaria; Anthozoa; Malacalcyonacea; Nephtheidae
Product: zinc finger protein Xfin-like
Exons: 9
Coding region: 320-5104 (1594 amino acids)
Biological process (GO): regulation of transcription by RNA polymerase II
Cellular component (GO): nucleus
Molecular function (GO): RNA polymerase II transcription regulatory region sequence-specific DNA binding; DNA-binding transcription factor activity, RNA polymerase II-specific
Source: RefSeq, a predicted model, not a curated record
UCAAAGUGUUGACGUCACGUGUGGCCUGGGUAUUCGCCGUGACGGGAGACCCACGCCAUAAGAACAUGUUGAAAACUCAACUGUAGCUAUCUGCUCGCAAACAACAACGCUUUUACAAGCCGAACUGUGGUCUUUCGACAAGACAAAACGACAGACAGGAAUUUGUGGCGGUUGGACUAUACGAAGCGGGUGAAUUCUAGCGCUUCAAAACGAGGCAGACGUAUCUCACAGUCGUUCGUCUCUUUCAAAUACAGUAACCAGUUUGAGAAAAGCACAGUUUAAUUGCCACAAAGUGUAUAUAUUCAUGCGUUUGUAAGCCAUGGCUACGAUUCUGGAAAGAUUUAAAGGGAAUGAAAACGCACCCCAAUUAUUCAACUAUAAAACCACAGCAAUGGCUGAUGGCACAACCUCUGCGUCUGACCGACCGGUCAUUAAAGGCGAAACCUCAGAGAGAUCCUCCUGUCCCUACACGAACGAGGAAAAAGACAACGGGCAACAGAUGAGUGUGAAUGGUUUGCAAGAGGAAAAACCAAAAGACAGUCCAGUGAGAAGUCUUAGUCCAGAGUUCUUGCUGGGAUCGUCCGAGAAGACUGGAAACGAAGGCACCCGAACAGGUGAAACAGAGAAGUCCACGGCGAUAACUUGUGUAUUCUGUAACGAAACCCUGGCAGACAACACGGCCCACGAGGAACAUACACUCAGGAAACACUACGGCAGCGACAAGAGACUCUACGAUUGCUCUGUGUGCGAGAAGCAAUUCACUCAUCGCAGCAGCCGAGAUAUCCAUCUCCGAGUUCACACCGGUCAGCGACCAUACGAGUGUGAAUAUUGCAAGAAACGUUUCCGCGUUUCCUCGCAUCUGCGUGACCACGUUAGAACGCACACGGGAGAACGGCCAUUCAAAUGUGAAGUUUGUGGACGAGGAUUUAAGCAGUCAAGCGAUAUGAAAAAGCAUAAAAAAACUCACUUUAAAACUGUGUCUGCCUCGCAAACAGCCAAGAACACUGAGGCGUCGUACAUGAUCGUAAGACCCGAGUACAAUACGGCAGUGAACGAGCACACUUCGAACGGUCUCCGAUCACCGACCGACCAACGACAGAAUCUCAAAUUAGUCAUUAAGAGGGAACGAAAGCCAAGCGAAAUGAGGUCACCGACAAAUGUAAACGGGGAAAAAACCUUACCGGGUAACAGUACUCUAGGGGAAGAAAAACCCUUGAUCAAUACCGUAUCGGGUAACAGAAGCCAGUCGGUGGAAAAACCCUCCGAAGAUAGUACCCCAAACUAUAACUAUUCCAUUGAGAAUACGAAUUCAGAGAAUAUCGCAUCAGCAGAGAACAACUUGCCAAGGUUCUCCCCGGCAAAGCUCGCGAUUAAACGAAAGUUGGAUAGCAAUUCUAAGAGUCGUGCCAAGAACGGGUACAAAACUACCCCCUACCCAUCCAUGGCUAGUGGGUUUGGUCAUAUUUACACGUCAUCUGGUUUAUAUUAUAAUCCACAAGAAUCUCCGAUUGUGUCCACGCAUAAUCCGGAGCCGAUUUACAAUGACGCGCAAGUUAAGCAGAGCAAAGCACAGACGUUCAAUUCAGGAAGCAUCGCUGUCCCGUAUGAGGACGAACAGAUGGAGAACAGGAUUUCUUAUGAUCACCAGCCCACGACACAAACACUAAUCCAAAAGAGCGAAGUGGGCGAAAACAACGACGUUUUCUGUCAACCCGAGAUGAAAAAAAUCAAAACCGAGAAACUGUCGCCAAACUCACGCGAGCAGUCGACGCAUUGCGACGACUUCUCGACGCCAGUUCACGAGUUGCAAACGGCUAGUUACGAGCAACGGGCAUUAAGUCACGAAAAAUCGCCGUAUAAUCACGAACAGGCGAUGUAUAGCCACGAUGAAGCGACAUACAGUCGCGAACAAUCCAGCAACAUUCACGAGCGUUCGACGGGAGGUUACGAGCCGAUGACGUACACGUACGAGCAGCUUAAGAAAUCUCUAGACUCAACACGAAACGUUGACCACGAACAUACGUACAACUGCGAUGUAGCUACGACACAACACGAAGAUUUGACGAGCAAUCAAGUUGACGCCACAAAACGCGCUGACGACAGCUCUCACACGGAAACACAAGCUUUGCCACGCAACGAGACGACGACGGGCAUCUCCGAAGGUCAGGUCGAUGCCCUUUCAAACGUCAGUGGUGUUGCCAUUGGUAACGUGGCCCCUCAACCAGGAGUUACCACGCGAAAGACAAUGGCAGUGAAAUUACGCCGGGAUAAGAAUAGAAUUGUGAAAACAGCGCGAAAACCAACCAGAUUAAGUGACGAAGGCGAAGAUGUGCGAUGCAGUGUUUGUGAACAACUGUUCAAAAAUCUGGUGGAAUUUACAGCACACAAAUGCAACAAAAACGCCAAAGCAUUUAACUGCACGAUUUGCAGCAAGACAUUCGCACGACAAACCUUGUUACGACAGCAUAUGGUUCUGCAUCAGGGAAGCAAGAGAUUUCGAUUUAAAUGCAACUACUGCGGCAGAGCGUUCAGGCAUCGUAGCCAUUUAAGAGAUCAUGAAAGAAUACAUACUGGAGAGCGUCCCUUCAAAUGCUCAUUCUGCCCGAAGGCUUUCAAACAAUCCAGUGACCACAGAAAACACGAGAACUUACAUACGGGCACUACAAGAUACCGCUGUGAGAAAUGUUCGCUGGACUUCAAGCGCUGUGACGCGCUCAAAAGACAUGCGAUGAUGCACACAAAAGGGGAGGUUACACUGCUCAAAUGUGAGAAAUGUCGAAGUCUUUUUGCCACAACGGAUGGACACAUGUCUCAUGUCUGCCUGAAAAGACCUUAUCGUUAUCGGUGUCAGAUAUGUCCCGAGCGUUUCACGGACGCCGACGACCUCCGCCGACAUUGUUACAACAUGCACGGAGAGCAGUCGACACUGUCUUGCUUGAAAUGCGAAUUCUGCAAACUGGAAUUUAACAGUUUGGAAAAGCUCGACGAACACUUGGGAACUCAUCGCCUCAAGAAGACACACAGAUGCCGAACUUGUGAUCAAAAGUUUUCUCUUUUGAACCAACUUGUCGAACACGUGAAAACGCACAGCACGGCCGUCAAUGAAUCUGUUCCAGCAUUUGACGGAAGCGAGGUCAAAAUGGCAGAUGAAAUUGCCGAAAGGGAAGACCCAACCCAACCCAAGGAGGCUUCACCUAAUGUGACAGCAACCACUCAAGCCUCGAACGAACCAGCAAGACGCAAAUUCGAUUUUAUACCAAGCAAAUACCAACCACUUGUUCAUACAAAUACCGGGUAUGGUGGCGGUGAGCUACCUGUGGGGACCUGGGUCCCACCUCACUCGUAUUAUCUUCAGUUGCACCCACGGGACAACAGCGUCCCACAACAACAAGCCGAGACCCCACCGAUAUCGCCACGUCAUCAAACGGUCUCUUCGCAGCAACACACUCCGAUAUCGCCCCGACAAAUUCCGAUGUCUUCACCGAAUGAUCCAAUCUCGUCUCGAAGCAACGUUGAAACUCGUCGGAAGAAUUUAGACAUUGCCAACAACAAUAAUCCGAUUUCUUCCCGAAGUACGUCGAAACACUACCGAACGAACGGCGAACCAUCCGAAAAGCCACCAAUUUCUGCCCGAAGUGAUGUCGAUUACCACCGACCGGAUGCGGAGCAUACUCGAAGUAUUCCGGAACGCUACGAAAUGAGAGCAGAAUCUUCGGAAAUGAGUUCGGUGCCUGGCAGCAGAAGUGCGGGAAAACCCGAAGUGAAGCCGGUGUCUUCCGAAAGAGAUACGAUUCCAGCCCGAACAUCCACGACUUCCAGUCCGAACAUCCACAAAACAGAUAGUGAAUAUGCCAGAACUAGCCCAACGAUAAAUGCGUUUGAAGAUGCAUUUUCGUCGACAUCUUUUGCAGCAUACCACGCCAUCGCUCUGUCAAGAUCGAUGCAUAAAACCGAUUAUAGCCGGCGAAAGUCGAGCCGUAACGAAGCGAUAAUAUCCCCGUCCCCAAAAUCACAGACCAACUUCCACAAAGCAUCACCUCGCAAACAGAAAACAGCGUCUGCUAGAUCCAUUUCCACCAUUGAAGACAGCCGCUUCGAUCCCUCUGAAAUUCACAAUAAUGUAGAUCCCUUGGAAGACCUCAUAAGACCCGAGGAGGGUCGAAGAUAUAGCGACGACAGCCGACUACAAUCCGAGGUGAUCCUUAGAAGAAACGAGCAUAUCCCAAUGCAUUCUGAAGAAAUCCAAAUCAGGGCAGAUAAAUACCGAAGUGAUGACGAUAUCACGAUUGUUUCCGAAAGGAUCCGAAGCAAUUCCGGGAGCAGUCAAAAUCGACCAAUCAAUUCACCUCGCCAGAGAACCGAAAGCCGCUCAGCUCAAACUCAGGCGGACGUAAAGCGCAAGUACACGUGCCUAAACUGUAGGUCAGAGUUUUAUCACGAGAGCGCGCUUGUAGAUCACGUGUGCGACAUUUUCUCAGAAACAUUAUAUUCUUGUCUGGUGUGCAAGGACGAUUUCGAGAAAUACGAGGACCUCCAGGAACAUAUGAGGAUACAUUGGAGACAAGUGGUGUACCUCAAAUGUACCAUGUGUGGGCUUCGUCUCAGGUCGGAGGAACUACUAAAGAAACACAAUUUGAAACAUUUAGAAGACGAUCGCACCGAACGAAGCGUGUCUGACGGGGAUAAAGAUGGGUAUCGUAGGCUAAAAGAUGACAGAUUACUUGAUGGUCCACCAGAAACAUUCGUUACCCCAUCAGGUUCAGCAAAGUCUGUGACAUCCCCUGUAAUUUGUUCGGUCAGCGGAAACGUUGUCACCAAAACGUCGGCGCUUGCGACAGACCGUCGUAGCUCAGAGACAGAUUUUGAACGAACCAAUCAGAACGCAGUCUGUGAUGACGUCAUCUCGAGAUCCGGUCCAUAUAUACCAUAUUAUGAAGCGAGGAAGCAAGCACCAGGCUAUCUGAACGUCUUAAGCCAGGGUCAGGCUAUGGUGAUGUCUGCAAUGCAUGCUGCUAUGGAGACCAGCGGUCGCUACCAUGUACCUGAAGGUAUCAUAUACCCCACAGCCCUAGGCCGAUCACGUUAUAAACCCGAACACCACUAACGUUAUGUAGCGAAUAGAAGAGGUAAAAUAUGAAAUAUUGUCCUGCUUUGGCGGGCAAUACAUCGUAGGAUAUUGUAAAUACAACAUACGCAUGCAUAGUAUAUAACAUAAUAAGAUAUAAUUACACUUUCGUAAACUAUGAGGGCAAAGUGCAGGGCAAACACGGUGGGUCAAAGAUUAAACGAGAUUAAGCGAAGUGUAAAAUAAACUUGAGGUAUUGAAAUGAAAAAUAAGAUGAAGUACCGUAGUCAUCUCGACAAUAGCGCUUGUUUACACGCCUAAAAACGAUCAGGUUGAUGCAAUAUUGAUACGAACAGGAUGAAACAAUGUUGUGCUGCCCACAUUGUUCAGAGUUGUUAUCAACAUUCAACCAUAUUGUUACAACCGAUUCAGUUUCAACAUUAUUGUUCAAUGUUGUUGACUAGUGUGAACAAUAAUGGCAGCACAACAUUUUUUCAAGCUGAUAAACCGCAGGCUCAGAGUUUUCAGCCGUGUACUUAGUCUUAGAUGAAGCCAUAUUUUAAUACCUCAUAAUAAGCUUGCCCUUCGUUGAAUCUCGGGUAAGCGGGAUUAUGUAAUCAUAAUUUUCAUAUCUUCCCCAGCUCUUGAAAUAUUUUCACACGAAGUAAUGAGAUGUCCGCCAUCUUGGUUGAAUUUUUAAUCCAUAAAUACUGUUUGGGUUACGCCACAAUAAGGGUUAAAAGUACAAUAGAUUUAGCGGUUUAAUCAGAUAUUGCUUGCUAGAUGUUUUGCUUGGAGAUUUUGAAAAUGAUUUGUGGUUGCGUAAAGAAAACUCAAUGCGUUAUCCCAAAAUAACAAACAUCUUUACAAAAAUCCAAGAUGGCGGACACUUUUUUCGGUCAAAAUAUUUGUACGAGUAAACAUGAUAUGAAAAAAGGUCAAAAGAAUAUCAUAUAUAAUUUUAAAAUUCUCUCAAGAAAUACGAUAUAUUUCCUUAAAUACUUCGUAAACAAACAUUUCUCUUGAAUGUCGGUUGCAUAUAAGUAUCCCAACAUUUUCUAAUCCAUGCCGAGUCAAGCUCGUUUGCGAUUAAGAUUAGAAUUUGUAAUAUAGAAUAGCCAUUUGAUAUUUGGGAAUCUUUAUGGAACUGCAGCCAAGAAAGACGGUUAUAUCCAGACGUUCAUAUAGCUUUUAGGAUUGUUUAAAUCUACUUUAGUUUUGUAGUGUAAAUUGUGGUAGCACAGUUCGUUUGGUGUAUAUAGUUCAGAGGCACAAUAUAACGUAACUUCAUUAUAUUAUCUUUAUCGAG